AUGGAUAAGGAUCUUGUAAGUGGGCUGCCCAAGUUAGAGGUAAAUAAAGAAAUUGUUUGCGCAGGGUGUCAAUAUGGGAAAGCCACUCAAUUGCCGUUCAAGAAAUCCGAUUACCAGGCUUCUGCUCCACUCGAACUUGUACACUCUGAUGUCUUUGGACCCGUUAAACAAUCAUCACUGAAUGGUAUGCGAUUUACGAUUACAUUCAUUGAUGAUUAUUCAAUAUUUGUAUGGACCUAUUUUAUUAAAGAAAAAUCGGAGGUGUUUUCCAAAUUUAAAGAGUUUGAAGCAGAUGCAGAGAAGAUGACAGGUUACCAGGUUAAGUAUCUUCGAUCAGACAAUGGAAGAGAACACAUCGCCACCGAGUUCUGGGAUGUUGAAGAAGAGAUUAGUCAACUCAAGGCCAAUCUGUGUGUUCGGUACAAGAUGAAGGAUCUUGGAAAGUUAAUUCAUUUUGUUGGUUUGGAAUUAACCUAUGCUGGUGAUAAUUGCUUACUGCACCAGACCAAAUAUGCAACUGAUCUGUUGCAUAAGUUUAGUAUGAAUUUGUGCAAAGCUGUAAUUACUCCAAUGGAAUCUGGUAUCAGAUUAUAUGUUGAUCAAGGAAAGGAGAUUGAAGAUCCAUCGGAAUACAGAAAAUUGGUGGGGAGUUUGAUCUACCUCACUCUGUCUAGACCCGACAUUUCAUUUGCAGUAGGGGUUCUGAGUAGGUACAUGCAGUGCCUGAGAAAGCCUCACCUCAUUGCUCUUCGGAGAGUUUUAAAGUAUGUGAAGUUUACUUUGGGUCAAGGUGUAUGGUUCAAGAGGGAGCAUGAGCCCAAGUUAUUUGGAUACUGCGAUGCUGAUUAUGCAGGUGAUUUGAAUACAAGGAGAUCAACUACUGGUUACACCUUUAUGUAUGGGUCAAGUCCAGUCACAUGGUGUAGCAAACGACAGCCAACUAUGACAUUGUCUACCACUGAAGCAGAGUAUCGAGCAGUUGCAAUGGUAGCACAAGAAGGUGUUUGGUUAAUCAGGUUGAUGCAAGAUUUGCAUCCAAUAGUGAAUUAUCAAGUGAAGAUGUUUUGUGACAGCAGCUCUGCAAUUAAGUUAGCUGAAAUCUCGGUCUUUCAUGCUCGUACUAACACAUAG
Helianthus annuus (common sunflower) is the source of this 1131-nucleotide messenger RNA. RefSeq lists its product as uncharacterized. Gene Ontology annotation, biological process: DNA integration. The coding region runs from base 1 to 1131 and encodes 376 amino acids. The record is from RefSeq and is a predicted model, not a curated record. Lineage: Eukaryota; Viridiplantae; Streptophyta; Magnoliopsida; Asterales; Asteraceae. Gene Ontology annotation, molecular function: nucleic acid binding. The transcript has 2 exons.